UCUCAAGCAGAGUGAAGGAUUGUGGGUAAAUAAAAUGGGGGGAAGACCGUUGUUUACCAUGGCGACGGGGACGCUACGGCUUGUUAGCAGGCUCAGAAUGCUCCCGUGUUUCUUAUUCAUAUUGAACAUAAUCGCUGUGGACUGCCAGCAGUUUCUCAUCCCCUUCAAAGCGCCUUCAGAUUGUGGCGUGGACCAAUUCUUCGACAUAUCGAGCCUGUCCUGCUCCAGGUGUGGCUCCAAUCAGCGCCAGAGCUCCACAGGAUUGAGCUGCAUUUGCCAGACUGGCUACAGGACCACAAAUGUCUCCCCUAAUAAAGUGUCCAUCACUUGUGAGCGGUGUCCUCCAGACAGGCCUGCAGUAACACAGGACGGGUUUGGAUGUGUUCGCUGUCCAGGCAGCCUUAGUGAUGAGGGAAAAUGUCAGUGCCCAGCAGGCCAUAUCCUGCAGGAAAGGGAUAUCAACGGAAAUCCUCUGGACGAGGCGAGAUGUGAAGCUUGCAACAGCAACAGUCCUGCUUUCUCUGUAGCAAAUAUCAAAGGAGACAGGUGUGAGAGAUGUACGUCUACCUUCAUCAACACCUCCUGUGUGUGCACGGCUCCUAACGUCCCGGCGGGAGGAUUGUGUUUCCCUGCAGGGAUCCUUUCCACUAAUGUGAAUCCCAGCGUCAACUACGCUCAGUUGAAGUUCAGCGUCCAGUCCGCCUGGUUUGUGGAGAACCUCUACUCCUCCUCAGCAGCGUGCCUCGUCCACUCGAACCUGACGGCGUGCCAGGCUCUGGGGAACAUGUGCGUGAUGAACAUGCACUCCGUCAGCGGCCUCUCCUCGGAUGCUUGUGGUCUUUUUAACGCCGUGUACAGAUCGAAAGCUGCCCUGAGCGCCGUCCAAGACAUCGCUUACUGGAGAGGUCACCUCCCGUGGCUUUUCUACGGAGACGAACCGGGUCUGGCUGGCCGCGUGCUUCAAACGGAUCCCGUUCCCUUUGUCUUCAGCUUCAGAGGAGCUAAUAAGAACACAGACGUUCAGCUGCUUGCAGCUGUCUACAACGUCAGGGGCGAGUUCCUGAGAUGGGAGCAACUAGGAGGAAGCAACCUGCAGCUUUGUCCAGAACGAGCCACCAAGCAGGCUGCAGCCUUCAGCUUUGGAACCAGCUACGAAGCGAGCUGUGAUCUCUCGGUGGCGGACCUGCUCGUUUCCCACCCCGAACCGUUGUUCUACGAUGUUUACAUGGACCUCGGAGGAGGAGAAGACCGCAAACUUCUUCCCCUGCCAACGCUCGUCCAGAACCAGCAAUACAACGGACGCUUCAUCAAUCAGGAUAAUAUGAGGAACUGGUAUUUGUCUCGCCGGAUGUUCCUUGUGGACACGUUGAGUGGAAGAGAGAAGAGCCUAACGUCUUCCCCUAAAGUCAUUCGUGUCGCCAGCAGCGUCUUGAUAAGGUUUCAGCUGGUUCCUCGAACUCAGAUGGGGCAAAUAUUUCCCCCCCUGAUGACGGUGACUUACACAGAUAUUCCCAUCACGGAUACCAGUACUCAAACAGUGACUGUAACCUUUGCUGUGGAUUAUGAGAUGGAUCAGACAGAGGCUCGUGCAAAGACCGAUACUGCUCUGGGCAUUUUGGGCGGGCUGGCCGUGCUCUACUCCCUCCUGAAGACGGUCAGCUGGAAGAGGAGGAUCGCUUCGCCCGUCAUCGAUCUGGAGACGCUGCUGAAGUUUCUGCUGUUUUACUCCGGUGACUUAGCCAAUGUUUUCUUCGUCGUCACGGUGGGAACCGGCCUUUACUGGCUCAUCUUUUAUAAGACACUAAAGGCCCAGCAGUUUGUAUCUGUUCUGCUUCCUCUACCUUCUCAAGAGGACGAGUUUGUGACGUACAUUGGUUGUGCCUUCGCUCUCAAGGCUGUCCAGUUUCUGCACAAGCUUUACCUGCAGGUGACAGUCGAUAUAUUUCUCAUUGACUGGGAGCGACCACGAAGCAAAGGCAGCAGGACGGUCCAAGCUCAAGGGGAUGCGAAGCGCGACCCCUCCCCAGUCAGCAUCUGGAGGACCUACUUUGUGGCAAACGAGUGGAACGAGCUCCAGACCAUUCGCAAGAUCAACCCAACUUUCCAGAUCAUGGCUGUGCUCUUCUUCCUCGAAGUGCUGGAUUUCUCCAACCUAGCUCUGAGAGACCCCUGGGCAACCUUACAGCGCUCCCCAGAAGCAUACACCCCUCCUUAUAGCCUGAUUUUGCGCUAUGGCCUUGCAGCCACGCUUUGGGUCUGCAUUGGUCUUCUGCAGGUGAUAUUCUUCACUGUCUUUUAUGAGCAUUUUGUGGAGGACAAAAUUCGACAGUUUGUGGAUCUCUGCUCCGUCAGUAAUAUCUCUGUGCUGCUGUUCUUCAAUCGUUGUUUUGGCUACUAUAUCCACGGACGCUCAGUGCAUGGACACGCAGACACAAACAUGGAGGAGAUGAGCAAUAAUCUGAAGAGGGAACGCGAGUCGCUGUGUGGUCAACGAGGUCUGGUUCCCAACUCUGACGUUCAGACCUUUCAAGUGUCUAUCACCAACCGUCUGAGGUUGCAGUACGACCGCAUACAAGAUUCACUUAGCAGGAGGAACAGGCCGUCACGGCUGAUUGAUGCAUCCUCGGCCAACUUAUCAGAUCUACAGUUCAGAGCAUACAACACCAUGAACCACUUCCUGGGAUCCAUUAUAGACCAUGGCCACCCUGACAUGGACUACAUGGUGAAGGAAAAGCUCAUGUUGGAACGGGUCAUAGGGAUGGAGUUUAUGGAACCCUCUGAUAAAAGCUAUUUUUACAACGAUGAGACCCACUCCUUCAGUAAUGUCCUCUUUUAUGGAAAUGAGGCCACGCUGCUGAUCUUUGACACACUGUUCUUCUGUGUCGUUGACCUCGGAUCUCAGAACUUUGUGCUCGCAGCUGUGCUCACUUAUGUUCAGCAAAUGAUAUUUCGCUUCAUCCGUAACACCCUCGGGAGAAGGAACCUUGCCAACAAAACGCUGGUGGAUGAAAGGUUUCUGAUAUAAACUUCAGCGUCUGUUUUUGGUGGCAAAGAUAUUUACUGUCCGCUUGUGCUUCUUUUGUUAAAAGAAUCUAUUCACUGCUGAAUUGAAUGCAAAUGUUCUCCUUUUUUUUAAAUAUUUGUAUGCUUUUAUAUUGAUUAAACUGUUUUUUAUAUAAAA
This is a messenger RNA of Fundulus heteroclitus (mummichog), 3181 nucleotides long. It is a transcript of the gene tmem67, whose product is annotated as transmembrane protein 67. The record is from RefSeq and is a predicted model, not a curated record. Gene Ontology annotation, biological process: cilium assembly. Gene Ontology annotation, cellular component: MKS complex; ciliary transition zone. The transcript is spliced from 29 exons. Lineage: Eukaryota; Metazoa; Chordata; Actinopteri; Cyprinodontiformes; Fundulidae. Bases 35 to 3025 code for a protein of 996 amino acids.